AUGCCCAUCAUCAAAAUGCAAUCCUCCGACGGAGAGGUGUUCGACACGGAGCUGCAGGUCGCCAAGUGUUCCGGAACUAUCAAAACCAUGCUCGAGGACCUGGGCAUCGAGGGAGGUGACGGCGAAGAGGAUGUGAUUCCACUGCCGAACGUUAAUUCUGCCAUCCUGCGAAAGGUGCUCCAGUGGGCCAACUACCACAAGGACGAUCCGGUUCCGGCCACCGACGAGGAUGAGACCAAGGAGAAGCGGACCGACGAUAUCAGCUCGUGGGACGCUGAUUUUCUCAAGGUGGACCAGGGAACGUUGUUUGAGAUUAUUUUGGCGGCGAAUUAUCUGGAUAUUAAGGGACUGCUUGAUGUGAGCUGUAAAACGGUGGCAAAUAUGAUCAAGGGGAAGAACCCGGAGGAGAUUCGGAAGACGUUUAACAUUAAGAAUGAUUUUACGCCGGCGGAGGAGGAGCAGAUUCGAAAGGAGAAUGAGUGGUGUGAAGAGAAAUGA
Molecule: messenger RNA, 498 nt
Organism: Culex quinquefasciatus (southern house mosquito)
Lineage: Eukaryota; Metazoa; Arthropoda; Insecta; Diptera; Culicidae
Product: S-phase kinase-associated protein 1
Exons: 1
Coding region: 1-498 (165 amino acids)
Biological process (GO): SCF-dependent proteasomal ubiquitin-dependent protein catabolic process
Cellular component (GO): cytoplasm; nucleus
Molecular function (GO): cullin family protein binding
Source: RefSeq, a predicted model, not a curated record